ACUCGUCGAGGAUAUGGUUGUGCUCAGUGUUUGAAGUUGUUAUAAAAUUAAAAUAAAAUUAUUGUGUUUCAAAAAAUAUGGAAUUGAAUUCAAAUUUUGGGAAUCAUACAAAUGUGGAAAGUCCUGAUCUUGCCACAAAACACUCAUCUCAUUCGCCAACAGACAGUGAGCCCAAAUAUGUAUUACAUUCAGAGAAGGACACGUAUGACUUCACUGCACAAAGAUGUGUUGAGAAACCUACAAAAUUGUUUCAGUUAUUAGUUAGUUCAGCGCAGACGUUAUACCAAAGGCUACAUCUCCCACACAUGUCGUAUCCUGAUGUCGCAGAGGCAGCAUUAGAAGUAGGACCCUUCGUAAGGCUAAGGAAAUACAGUAAAUGGUUCAGAUAUACAGUGGACUUUGUGAUUUGUUUAGACCUAUUUGGAGCUUGCUGCGUCUACCAGAUCAUUAUAGCGAAGACUAUACAGCAGGUUGUGCAUACAGAUACGGAAUUAGAAGAUCUGUCUUAUUUAAGGCUUUAUGUCCUAAGUCUUCUGGUUCCAAUUCUAUUGCUGUGCAUGAUCAGAACGUUAAAGUAUUUAGCACCGUUCACUUUAAUCGCUGAUGUAUUUAUUGUGACGUGUGUUGUAGCAACAAUAGUCUACAGCCAGCAGACAGCCCCAAAAAUCUCAGAAGUACCAGCGUGGAAGGAUGUCAUUGGAUUUUUCGAGUUCUGUGGCAUUGUAACGUUUAGUAUGGAAGGAGUCGGUGUUUCCUUACCAAUUGAAAAUAACAUGAAGAAUCCGAAACAAUUUCCUAUGGUUCUAUGUGCUGGUAUGACCGUGGUAGUCUCAUUCUUGAUACUUGUUGGAUUUUUCGGCUACUGGGGUUUUGGGGAGAAGUCAAUAUCACCAGUUACAUUAAAUUUCCCGUCAGAAGUUUUCCCAACAAUACUGAAAGUAUUAAUGGCCAUUAUGAUAUUUGUGACAUUUGCUCUCAAUUUUUGGGCUCCAUUUAACUUGGUAUGGCAUUACGUGUCGAAGAAACAUAAUCCGAAAAGAUAUUGGAUAUGGGAGCGAAUUUACAGGGCUACCUUUAUAGUGAUUAUCACCGCAUUAGCUAUUGCCUUCCCGAACAUAGGAAACCUUAUGGGAUUGCUUGGAGCAUUCUGCUUAUCUAACAUAGGGUUUAUAUUCCCAGCCAUAAUAGAGUUGUUAGUCGUUUGGGAGACACCUGGUUUGGGAAAAUACAAUUGGCGCCUAUGGAAAAACGUUUUUGUAAUAUUAAUUGGAAUUUUUCUAUUCGUAGCUGGAACUUAUUCUAACGCAAAAGGAUUAAUUUUAAAUUUGUAAAUUAUAAAUAUUUUAUUCAAA
Spodoptera litura is the source of this 1352-nucleotide messenger RNA. NCBI's taxonomy places the organism in Eukaryota, Metazoa, Arthropoda, Insecta, Lepidoptera, Noctuidae. The record is from RefSeq and is a predicted model, not a curated record.